Molecule: messenger RNA, 1656 nt
Organism: Tachyglossus aculeatus (Australian echidna)
Lineage: Eukaryota; Metazoa; Chordata; Mammalia; Monotremata; Tachyglossidae
Gene: CFAP184
Product: coiled-coil domain containing 96
Exons: 6
Coding region: 1-1656 (551 amino acids)
Biological process (GO): cilium assembly
Cellular component (GO): ciliary basal body; axoneme
Source: RefSeq, a predicted model, not a curated record
AUGGGGAUGGAGCCGCCGCGCUCCCCGCCCGAGCUGGCGGCCGUGGUCGAGGAGGAGGAGAAGAAGAAGGAGAAGGUAGAGGAGAAGAACGAGAACGAAAAGGAGGAGAAGGUAAAGGAGGAGAACGAGAACGAGAAAGAGGAGGAGAAGAACGAAACGGAGAAGUUGAAGGAAGAGAAAGAGGAGAAGGUGAAGAACGAAAAGGAGAAGUUGACAAAGGAGAAAGAGGAGAUGGAGGAGGGCGCGGGGGCGGCGAUCCCCGCGCCGGACUCGGCGGAGGGCUUAGAGGCCGGCGGCGCGGCGGCGCCGGGCAGCCCCGCGGGCGAGGCGGAGCAGCGGGAGGCGGCCAAGGCCGGGCGGCGGGUGGUGAUGGCGGUGGAGGAGGACGACGAGGAGGAGGACGAGGACGAGGAGGAGGAGGAGCAGGAGGAGCCGCCGGGGGAGGAGCAGCUGCGGGCGGAGCUGCUGGAGCAGUACCGGCUGCUGACGCGGGAGCGGGCCCGGCUGCAGCAGGUGAACGUGCGGCUGCAGCACCGGCUGGCCGAGGCCCUGCGCCAGAGGCGGGGCGAGGCGGGGGCCGGCGGGGAGCGCGGCCCGGAGCAGGAGGCCGAGGGCGAGGACGCGGAGGCGGCGGCCGAGGCCGAGGGGGAGAAGGAGCGGGCCUACCGGCGCUGCCUGGCCGCCCUGGAGGAGCUGCGGCGCCAGCAGGGCGACGACCUGGGCUGGUACCGGCGGGAGCUGGGCUGGCUGCGGGAGCGCUGCGCCCAGCGCCUGGCCCAGCUGGGCCGGGCCUGGGGGGCCUUCCAGCGGCUGAAGCGGCGGGCGGCCCUGCGGGCGGCGGGCGGCGGGUGGGCCCUGGCGGGCGGGCGGCGGGCCCUGGCCCUCCGGCUGGGCCGCCUGCAGGCCCUGGAGGCCGCCCGGGAGCAGGCGCUGAGCGCGGCGCGGCUGGAGCGGGCCCGGCUGCUGCGGGCCGCCCGCCACCUGCGGGGCCGCGCCCGGGCGCAGGACCGCCGGGCCCGCGGCCGCCACCUCAUCGACUUCGAGCAGCUGAAGCUGGAGAACCAGGCGGUCGGCGACAAGGCGGCCGAGCGGCAGCGGGAGCUGCAGGGGCUGCGGCGCCAGGCGGCCCAGCGGGCCCGGGCCCUGGCCCACCUGCGCGAGAAGCUGAGCGCCGAGAGGCUCCGCGCCCGCGCCCGGGCGGACCUGGCCCGGGCCGCCGACGCCCGGCUGGCCCGAGCCGCCUCGGGGCCCGGGCCCUGGCCGCCCGCUGCGGCCUGCUGGCCCGGCCCCGCCUGCUCGGCGGCCUGGGGGACCGGGACCGCCUGGCCCGGAGCCGGGCCGGGGACCUCGACCGCCUGCGGGCCCGCCACGCGCGCCUCGCCCUCGACGCCCAAGGCGUCGCCCGCAAGAUCCAACGGGCCCGGGACCGCCCCGACGAACCCCGAGGAUCCGCCCCAUCCCUCUGGAUCCCCCCUCGGAUCUCCUCCGGGCCCCACGGAUCCCAACAGGCCAAGGCCAUCCCCGGGCCCCGCACCGGGCCCCUCGUCAGGAACAACAGGACACAGGCCUUUCGGAACUGAAGACUUCACCCGUCGCUUGGGGAGAAAAGACAUCUCGGCUUUUAAGCGUGAACCUAAUAAAAUGGCUUUCCCUUAA